GACGCGGAAGAAGAAGAGGCGCCAGAUUUGUAAAGUGUCAACCAAUCUGUAGUUUAUUCACGUCUUUACAAUUUCGGUCAUAUUAUAUCAAGCGGGAGUCGACAAAAUGUCGGAAGAGUGCGGCUAUUCUCCCAGCUUCAAGCGGCCUUCGGAAAUCAUGCGCAUGCGAAGGAAAAGAGCUCGCAGCGAAGCUUUCCCCAGCCCGGGUGGUCACGACGGCAGCAGUACCGGACAAACAAGCCCGUCGCCGCCUUCAUGUGUCCGUCCCUUCGCACCCGGUCCGCUUUUUAGCAAGCUGAGCCGCACCGCGGGCGCAGCGAAACGCAGGAACCCGUUCGCGAACAUUGAGAACAGAUUCGGUCUCACUCGCGACGACGGGAAAGAUGACAAGAUGGAGGCAACACCGGCAGGAGAUUCGACGACCGAAGCAGAAGACAUGGACGUGCCUGCGUGCUCAUCUUUUACCCAGUCUUGCCUAAAUGCUUCCGCUGGUUCCGAAGGGGAAUCACUGUUUGAGGGAGACGCUCCAACGCCACUGGUGAAGGCCGUGGCUCCUCUCUCCCCAGCGCCGCCUCUCUGCACGGAAUACCCGGCUGACUGGAGCCUGAAGACCCGUCUCCUCUUUUCGUCCUCGCUGACGUUGUCUUGGUCUGAGCAGCCCAAAGCCCAGGAAGAAGCGUUGGGGCUGAGCCAGCACUGCAGAACACAAUUCACCGCGUUACCCCACAGCCUGCAGGAUGCAAGGUCGUGCAGCGAGCUGCGCUGUGCCUUCCAGCAGAGUCUGAUCUACUGGCAGCAUCCCAGCCUGCCUUGGGUGCCGCUCUUCCCCAGGAUGGACGCCGAGCGGAGGUUCGCGGGCACCAGCGCCCCUUGGGCGCAUGAUGUGGCGCUGCAGCAGAGCCUGAUGAGCGAAUGGUCGGCCAGUCUGUCGUCGCUUUACGGUCUCCUGAAGGCCAGGCGGUGUCCUUACUUCUACGUGUGCGCCCAUCAGUUCACAGUGUUGUUCAGAGCAGCAGGUGUGGGAGGUUCAAGCAGCAUCACGGCCACGCUGUCCCCCACAAGCAGAGGCUUCCGAGAUGCCAUGAAGGCUGACGGCAUCCACUUCACUUUGCCUCUAUUGGAGGAAAGGAGGAAGACCAGAGAGCAGCGGUGUAGAUCAGAGCAGGACGAGGACUGCUGGGACGGAGAUGAAGAUGGAGGCAGCGGCCUCUCCUGGCUGGAGGAAAUAGGAGUCCAGGACAAGAUCAGGAAGCCAGACAGCAUCUCCAUGCAACUCAGUAAGGAGGGCCGGGCGGCGAGUCUGGACCACAAGCCGGAGUCGGUGGUGUGCUUAGAAGGAGCGCACACCUUCACGCUCAUCAACUUCCUCAUCAACUGCAAGAGCGUGGUCGCCACGGCCGGCUCUCAGGCGGGACUUCCUCCCACGCUGCUGGCCCCCCUCGCUUUCAGGGGCGCCGCCAUGCACACGCUGAAGGCCCGCUGUGUGAACAUGAAGAGCCAGGUUGGUUCUACCUACCACAACGUCAGCAGUCUGGAGAUAGCAGGACCCGUCCUGCCAUCCUCUCUCCACGCCAUCACGGCUUUGCUCGGACCGGCGCAGAAAGGAAACUUUUCGGCCACGCUGUAUACUCACACGCCAACAGCCGUCCUCAACGUCCACUGUCCCCAGCAACAGUGCGGAAGCGGAUCGGCGGACCUGUCCCAGUGCGGCCUCCAUCCCGCCUCCGUCCAGCAGCUGCAGCGACCCUCCGGCCUGGGCAAGACGGCGCUCACGCAGAUAAACAUGAAGGAUUACAGCUACACCUGGAAGAGCUGACCAUGGUGCUGCUGCUGCUUUGUCAUAUUUGCAUAGCACGCUUACUCAAAAAGAAAGAAAUGAUUAACCUCCACAGGGUGUCCCUAAAGGCUCUAACAUGUACAAUGACAUAUUCCCUUUUUAUAUUCUUGCAAUGCCUUUUUGUUAUAUUUUCAUUUCGUACAGUCAUUGCAAUGCAUUUUCACUUAAAGAUUUUUUUUUAAAUGUAACUUUUUUUAUUUUGUCAAAAAAAUAGUUUAUUUGAACUAAUUUUUGGAAUAAUGUAUCUUAUGUGUAUAUUUUUGCUUUUUUAAUGAACAAUACGUAUUCAUUUGGUUUUAUUUAAUUAGAUUUUUUUUAUGUGUCAGUAAUAUAUUUUGUAUAUUACGUACUGUAUUGUAUAUAUUCUACCAUAUUUAUAUAUUUUCCUUUUAAUGCGGUGGUUCAACCUUGCGACUCGCUUUUUUUUAAGGCAUUUAUUUUUUAAUGAUUUAAAAAGAUAUUAAACUUUGUUUUACUGUAUUAU
Molecule: messenger RNA, 2321 nt
Organism: Dunckerocampus dactyliophorus (ringed pipefish)
Lineage: Eukaryota; Metazoa; Chordata; Actinopteri; Syngnathiformes; Syngnathidae
Product: protein downstream neighbor of son homolog
Exons: 10
Coding region: 107-1816 (569 amino acids)
Biological process (GO): nuclear DNA replication
Cellular component (GO): nucleus
Source: RefSeq, a predicted model, not a curated record